Molecule: messenger RNA, 1031 nt
Organism: Heterobilharzia americana
Lineage: Eukaryota; Metazoa; Platyhelminthes; Trematoda; Strigeidida; Schistosomatidae
Source: the annotation of a GenBank genome assembly
AUGUUUGGUCUUCCAGGACUUUUAUGUACAAUUGAUCAAAGAGGAAAAGCUGGUGAUAUUAUUGUAGAAGAUGGAAAUGCACAAACUUUUGAUGCAUCCCUCAAUAUAUAUGGACCAAAAGGGCUUCGAAGGUUUAUUCGACUGGCGCUUGCACUAUCAAGAGCGAAUUUGAGUUAUACAUACGCUGUUCAUGAAUUGAUUUUUGAAGAAAAACAUUGUCCCUCAAAUUGGCAUGAGUGGGCUUGUCUAGAAGCCGAUGUAACUCGAGAUCCACCUUUAAGCUGUGAACGUCCUGGUCGAGAUAUCUGCGUGAAUGAUGAUGGAUUUUGGUAUAAUAUUAUGGAUGGUGAAGAGAAUAAAGGGGUGCUUGUCCAUGCAAUGUCUAUAAAGCAUACAAUUCCUUCACUGGGGUGGCUAAUCAUAAAACCAUCUCAAUUGCCCUCAUUAUGUGCUGAUACAGCUAUGAAGUUGGGUGUUCCUAAAGGAAGAUUAAUGGGUGAAUUAAAACGAGGUAAAACAGUCGUUGUGGAUGGUAAAACAAUUCAUCCUGAUGAGGUGUUGAAAUCUCCACUACGGGGUCAUCGUGUCGCCAUUAUGGGUGACACUUACGACUCUUCUGAACUGUUACGUCUUAUGCAGGUUUUACAGGCUAAAAAUCAAAUCGCCUCCAUAAUUCUUGAUACUCUUGUGCAUGAAGCUACUCUUGACGAUAACCUGUAUGAUGAUGCCAUAAGUAAAGGUCACUCUGUUCCAGGUGUUGUGGCGAAGUUGGCUAGUCAACUCAAUGUUCGCCAAUUAGUUCUCACACAUUUCAGUCACAGAUAUGAUCGAAUUGAUGUGUUGAAUGAAAAUAUUGUGCAAGAUGGUCACAGCGAGCAUAUCAGUUGUACAAAGAAGGCAAAGAAUGAUAAGAAAAGUAAACCAAGUCUACAGAUCAUUUUGGAUCAAGCUAAAUCAACUGGUUUCAAUGGAGAUAUUAUUUUGGCUGAUGACCAGAUGUUAGUCAAAAUUCCUCAAAUUUCUUACCAUGA